AGGCAUGAGCCAGGUGCAUCUACUUGUCACCACCGUUCCAGUCUCAACCCCAUCACCAACCUUCACCCUCCAGUCUUUCCUCUCCGCUUUGUCAAUCCCUUUAAUCCUUCCUUUGAGAUACGACCUUGACGAUAUCAACAUGUCGACAAUGGCGCUGGAGAAGGAUUCUCCUUUGGGAUUCCUGUACAACAACGCGGUCGCAGUGGCUCUGGCAGAUACAUACACAUCCUUCUCGGAGCGGAGGGCGGCUCUGGGGUUGUCUAAUCCAGGCACAGUAGAGAACAUUGCGCGGGAGGUUCAACGCGAUGUGUUCCUGAACAAUUAUACAUUCUCGGGGCUGAGGGCAGAUCUUACAAAGGCUUUCAGCAUCUCUCCUUUAUUCCAAGUCUCUCAUGCAUUCUCCAUGGGAUCACAGGGCCUGCCGCCGUACACAUUUGCAGCUCUUUUUGGCACCAACAAGAUCUUCAUGCAAGGCAAUAUCGACAAUGAAGGACAGCUCUCAACGAGAUUCAACUACAGAUGGACACCGUCAUUGGUCACCAAGACUCAGAUCCAGAUGGCUGGUCCUCAAACCAUGGUACAAUUCGACAAUGAAUAUACUGGGAACGAUUUCACAGCCUCGCUGAAGACAUUGAACCCUUCUAUGAUCGAUGGCGGACUUACCGGGAUAUUCAUUGGUAGCUACCUGCAAUCCGUUACUCCCAAUCUCGCCCUAGGCUUGGAAGCAAUCUGGCAAAGAGCAGCUCUCAAUACAGGGCCAGAGACCGCUCUCUCGUAUUGCGCAAAGUACAAGGGCAGUGAUUGGAUUGCUAGCGCUCAAUUGGCUGCUGGAGGAGCUGUCAACACAUCAUACUGGCGAAAAUUGACGGACAAGGUCGAGGCUGGUGUUGAUCUAAAUCUUCAAUUCGCCGGCUUAUCUGGUGCUGGUGGAAUGAUGGGAGGACCAAUGAGAAAGGAAGGUGUUACGACUGUUGGUGCCAAGUACGACUUCAGAAUGUCAACUUUCAGAGCACAAGUGGAUUCUACUGGCAAGUUGAGCUGUUUAUUGGAGAAGAGAGUUGCUCCCCCAGUCCAGUUGACUUUUGCCGCUGAUAUGGAUCACUUCAAGCAACAAGCCAAAAUUGGACUAGCAGUCUCUAUCGAAGCUGGCAGUGAAGAGCUCCAGGAGCAACAAGAAAUGGCAGGCGGCGCAGCUCCAGCUCAGAUUCCCUUCUAAACAAACCUCCCAUUCGAACCCACCCCUCCGCUCUUACCUAAUCGAAACAUAAUGCCUCGACGAAGCGCUUGUACCGACUACCUUGAACAUAUCGGAUGACUACCAAAACCUCCUUUUCGACCCCCACUUGUCUUAUUACGACCUCAUUCUGGUACAUCGUCUGGCAUAUUCUCUAGGAGUCCAUCCACCUUGUCGUCUGAUCGUCAUCCCUGGAAAGGUCUUCUGCAUACUGGGUGACGGCUGAAAGAUUUGAUGAUCAUAGACUUUCAUUUUGUUGUUGUGUGCAUCUCUGGGCGGUAAAUGCAAGCGUAUUGGCCCUGAACUUUGGUCAUAUGGUAGGGAUGAAUUGUACUAUAGUUGCUCUUAUGUGGGCAGGUUGGCAUAACAUGCUACUGUAAAAACCUGUGUACAAAAGGAAAAGAAAUGUUGUA
Messenger RNA from Mollisia scopiformis, 1647 nucleotides. RefSeq lists its product as uncharacterized. The transcript has 3 exons. NCBI's taxonomy places the organism in Eukaryota, Fungi, Ascomycota, Leotiomycetes, Helotiales, Mollisiaceae. Gene Ontology annotation, cellular component: mitochondrial outer membrane translocase complex; mitochondrial outer membrane. The annotation marks the transcript as partial. Gene Ontology annotation, biological process: protein import into mitochondrial matrix. The record is from RefSeq and is a predicted model, not a curated record. Gene Ontology annotation, molecular function: transmembrane protein transporter activity.